Cryptotermes secundus is the source of this 1211-nucleotide messenger RNA. RefSeq lists its product as uncharacterized. The transcript is spliced from 2 exons. The coding region runs from base 466 to 813 and encodes 115 amino acids. Lineage: Eukaryota; Metazoa; Arthropoda; Insecta; Blattodea; Kalotermitidae. The record is from RefSeq and is a predicted model, not a curated record.
AAUAACAAAUAUAGUGUAGAUAGUGAUCUUCAGAACAGCCAGUGAAGAUGUCCAAACUUCAAGCACACUCUCUUUGAGAGUAUGUGGGAUGUAACGCUGUGUAGUCAGUUGUAAGCCAACCUACGUUUCGGAGGAAUAUUCAAUCUCCAUCUUUAGGGUUUAAAAAUGAGUCAAACAAGAAAAAAGCCCAAAGCAAGUUGGAUUUCAACGAUUUGCACUCUUCAUAACAACCGCUGUGAGAACUCAAAGCCUGCAUAUUUCUAUGACUUCGGCCACUGUUGCGUGUAAGCGGCGGAUGCGAGCCAAGGUUGCAUAAGGCACCAGCUGCAUGUCACGUAACUCUCUCUGUCUCUCUGUGUAUGGGGACCUGCACAUGGAAAACUGUUGGUCAGAAAUCGAAAGGUUUUGAUUUCUGUGUAUAUAAGGGGGAGGCAUUCUCGGCACGUGCAGUGUCUGACAGGAGACAUGGGGUGGUUCAACGGUAUCUGCCGCAUUCUGCUGCUCAUUUCCUUUGCAUCAUUCUGCACAAGUUUCCCGGCAACGAAUGAAAACUUCACAACCAAAACAAAUGCCACGGAUCCUAACUUUGUAGCCAUCAUUCUGCAGGAUCCCAGCCCAGCUAAAGGUAUCAAACUCGAUACUGUUCAAAGCCGGAAGUUGGGCGAGAUCUUCAGCUGGUUAAUACCUCUCUUCUCCUCAGCAAUUCAGACUGCAGGAGGCGCCGUUAGCAACGCCGGUACGGCAGCAGGAAGCCUCACAAAUUCCAUAUUCGGUCAACAGUCGUUCGCAUAUCCGUUUCCGUUCAGGAGAUGAUUUCUGUAUACAUCAUCGAAAUGCAUGUUCAUAAAUCAGUUGUUCUUAACAUAUUCUGACAUUGUGAAAAGCAAACAGCAGUGGAAUUUCUUUGAACACUUCGUAAUGUUGAGGCAUAAAAUAUUGGCAUUUCUCACAAGUGCUGAAAUAGUUUCUCAGCUAUGCCACUAGGUGGCAGCUAUAAGCAGAUAUUGAGAAAGACGGAUACAACGGAUAAUGACGAUUCGGAUCUUUCUAUAAGUGAAAUAUUUUUAGCGUCGUUUCAGUGGCAUUAUGUUGAUCUGCCAUUGAAAUUCUAUCAAAUUUAAGAGUUGCAAUGUGGCAUAAUAUUGUCAUCUACCAUAAUUAUACAUUUGUUAAGUGUAAGAGUGAGUAAUAUUAAAUAUUAUUUAAUAAAA